This is a messenger RNA of Closterium sp. Naga37s-1, 336 nucleotides long. Lineage: Eukaryota; Viridiplantae; Streptophyta; Zygnematophyceae; Desmidiales; Closteriaceae. The record is from the annotation of a GenBank genome assembly.
AUGCAUGCCGUCAUCCCUAGCGGGUUCGCCACCUACAUCAUGUGGUUUGAGGAGGUGGGGAUUGGCCUCACAAUACGGGCAGGGGGAGGCGGAGGUCGGGACGCUCCCAAACCCGUUCUACCGGUCGCCACCGACCACGAGGAGGAUGAGGUAAAUGCCGAGGCAGAUCUUGCCGGGGAGGCGGAUGAGGUGGAUACCGCUGACAAGGAGAGGGCUGAGGCUGUGUCCCGCUCGAAUAAGGAGGAGGAUGGGGCAGACGAAGCGGUGGGAAGUGCGGAUGGGUGGAGCGAUGAUGGUGACGAGUGGUGGGCACUAGGGCGCUAUGAAAGGGAGUAA